AUGCCCAAAAUCAAGAUGGCGCUGGUGGUGGAGUUUGAUGCAGACCAAUCAGACCACAACACCAUCCAUCUUGCGCUUGAUCAGAUCCUGCAUCUUCAACCAGCAUGCAGCAUUGUUUCUAAGAAUAUUAUUGAGAUUGACGGUACCCCCACUGUUGGGGCAGAUGGUCUGUCCUCAGCCGAGACUAUUGCAAGAUAUUCCAGAUCAUCUGCAACCGUUGGGCCUCGGGAUGGCGUCCAAGGCGAUAGCUACCGGCCGGACUACUCAGAGCGGAGCAGAGACCAGCUACUCGACAGCUACAGACCAGGUACAUUGGAUGGUCAUGGCGCAUCCUCUCGAGGGAUCGAUAGCUACAGACCUAAUGGUAAAGUCUCCUCCGAUCCCGCUGCCAUUCACCCAGACAGACAAAAAAUCAUGACUCGAUCCGACGAGACAAUUGACUUUACAAACGAAGGUGGAGGGCUGUCAUCUUCCGCAGUCCUGGGCACCCGCUACGACGCCCUUGUCGAAGACAUAGUCUUCACUCCCAACUCCCAACCUACGACGAACAACAACAGCAGCUACAAAGAUACCCGCACUCGCCGCAGCAGCUCACACUACUCCCCUCCACCCGCACGUGACCGAUCCGCUUCACCGCAGAACGGAUGGCGUCGAAGCGAACGUCUUCGAACCGCUCCGUCACGAAACAGGUCUGAGCACGAGACGUCGCACAAAACCAAACUCGAAAGAUGGAAACAGCGUCGAGACGAAGAGAUGAAGCGCCUCGAGGCCGCGCGCGGGUCGUUAGAAUUCCUAGCGCCUCUCUUUUCGGACAAGGGGAGGUUUGAGAGACAGCGGGAAAUACACGGCAUCACGGAAGCCCUGCGCCUCAAGAACCUGCGUACCAACCACAAGAUCGAGAAAGCGAAACGCCAGCUCGAUAAGCGGCGAUGGGGUGGUGCUGGAGAGAAGGCGGGAGGAGGAGAAGAAGUCAAGCAAGGUGCUAGGAUGGAUGCCGUGAUCGAGCAGAUCGCAUCCUUUGAUUUCAGCGCACCAUCCAGCGGCAUCGCAAAUGGUGAUGGCUCAGCACAUUCAGCAACCCAUCCGCCGGUCGAGACGAGGAAGAAAAAGGGAGCAGGGGCGAGGAAGCGCGGCAGAGGAAAGUCGGUGGCGAUGCGAGAAAAAGAAUCAGCGGUCCUGAAGCGUGAUAACGACGAUGAGAUGCACGAUGUGCAUCCCCAUCCACCACCGCAGACGCAGACGCAGACACAAGCGCAGCAGCUGUGGGAGCAGCAGAUGAAAUCCCAAGCUUCCAGCACCAGCAUGGCAGACAUGGCGGUUGAUGACGGGGCGGAGUGUGUGAACGUGCUGGGUGGCAGCAGCAGCAGCAGCGGCGCCGCCACGAAUGCAAUACCUGCCACGGCUGAUGCUGGUGCCUUGGAUGAGGAGGGCGUGGCGUGA
Messenger RNA from Endocarpon pusillum Z07020, 1440 nucleotides. RefSeq lists its product as uncharacterized. NCBI's taxonomy places the organism in Eukaryota, Fungi, Ascomycota, Eurotiomycetes, Verrucariales, Verrucariaceae. The record is from RefSeq and is a predicted model, not a curated record. The transcript is spliced from 3 exons. Bases 1 to 1440 code for a protein of 479 amino acids.